Molecule: messenger RNA, 3825 nt
Organism: Schistosoma rodhaini
Lineage: Eukaryota; Metazoa; Platyhelminthes; Trematoda; Strigeidida; Schistosomatidae
Source: the annotation of a GenBank genome assembly
AGGGACACCACACUCGUGGUUGUUUUGAAUAUCAUCGCAACAACUGAUGUCAUCUGUCGAAGAACAACAGGGUGAUAAACCUAUCCAACCUAAAAUUGGUAUAAUAUAUCCUCCACCUGAAGUAAGGAAUAUCGUCGAUAAAACGGCCAGUUUUGUAGCACGUAAUGGUCCAGACUUUGAAUCUCGUAUUCGUCAAAAUGAAAUCAGUAAUCCAAAGUUCAAUUUUCUGAAUCCGGCUGAUCCAUACCACGCAUAUUAUCAACACAAGGUUCGAGAGUUUGCUGAAGGGAGAACACCAGAACCUGCUGCUCUAAAAUUAACUAUUCCUAGUGCUGCUCGUCUUGCUCAAGAUACUCCAAAAUCAAUUCAGGAAACAUUUACUCCGAAGGAUCCACCAGCCGAAUUUGAAUUUGUUUACGAUCCACCUUCUAUUAAUGCAGUUGAUAUUGACAUAAUAAAACUUACAGCACAAUUUGUUGCAAGAAACGGUCGACAAUUUUUAACUCAGUUAAUGAGUCGAGAACAGAGGAAUUAUCAGUUUGACUUCCUCCGUGCUCAGCACAGUAUGUUUGGUUAUUUUACAAAACUUGUGGAACAGUACACUAAAAUCUUGAUACCACCUAAAAAUGUUAUUUCGAAAUUGGAGGACGAGUUAGAGAAACCGAAACAACUGCUUGACGACGUAAAAUAUAGGGUUGAAUGGCAUAAGUAUCAAGAACGUCAACGUAAGCGUGAAGAGGAGGCUGCAGAACGUGAACGUGUGGCGUACGCAAUGAUUGAUUGGCACGACUUCGUGGUUGUUGAAACAGUUGACUUUCAACCAAGCGAAGCAGGCAAUUUCCCUCUACCGACUACUCCUGAUGAAGUUGGAGCACGCUUACUGGCCGAAGAACGUGGUCUUCAGCCUCCUUUGAAGCCCUCAGCCCCUCCACCCCCCGGUUCACUUGGAUUAAUGCCAACUGAUAUAGAUGAUGAUACAAGUGAUCAGGAAUUAGAUGAAUCAGAUGAUGAAAAUGAAGCUUCUGGAUUUUCUCAACCUAAAGGCCGAGAUCUGGUCAAUCAUAGCCCUCUUCCAUAUCCCGAUGAAACAGAAAAGCUGGUUAGUGAUGAUAUCCCAACGCCACCUGUUACUAAUAUGACUGGUAUAGCUGGAGAAGAUGAUAUGGAGUUAUCAGAUGAUGAGAAUAUUGCCGAAGAACCGGUUCAACAAACAAAAUUAUCAACAAAACAGGUACCAUUGUCUUCUGAUCAAGUCAUUAUUCGACAUGACUACGAUCCAAAAGCUACAAGUAUUAGAAGAGCAGAGGAUUCUGUGCUUUUAGUAUCACCUUUCACUGGCGAGAAGAUUCCUGCCAACCAAGCUCCGAAACAUAUUAAGGUUGGGCUACUCGAUCCUAAGUGGGUUGAACAGCGUGAUCGAGAGGUUCGCGAGAAACGUGACCAAGAACAAGUUUAUGCUGCGGGAAAUCUGAUUGAUAGUAGCUUGAAGCAGCUUGCUGAGCGUCGUACAGACAUUUUCGGUGUAGGAGUUGAUGAAAUUCAGAUUGGCAAGAAAUUAGGAGAACAAGAAAUAGUCAAGUCUGAUAAAUUAAUUUGGGAUGGUUACUCUGCUACUACAGAUGUUGUUGCCAAAAGAAACUUAGAAGCGGUUACUGUUAAAGAUAAUCUGAAUUUAUUAGAGUUUCAACAGAAAUUGGAUUCUGCUCGCGAUAAAAUUGGUCCUCAAAGUGGAGUGCUCCCUGCUCUGGGCAUUAUUCCUUCGGUACUUCAUAAGCCGACAAUAUUGUUGCCACCACCAUCAAUACAAGGUGGAGUUACACAACCUCCACCGCCCCCACCUCCUCCUGGUCUUGUAAUGCUUUCCAGUGCGCCGCCGCCAUUACCACCAGGUCUGUUUCCACCCGGGGUGCCACCUCCACCCGGCAUAGCUAUGCCGGGUUUCAUGCCUCCACAUCCACCCAUCCCACCACCACCACUCCCCCCCCCGACACCUGAUAAUGAUGGAGAACCGGAAGCAAAAAGACCGAGAGAAUAGUUGGGUAAUAUUGGUCAAUAAGUGUGCUUUUGCUCUUGUACCUUUGUGUCAACUAGCUACUAUCUCAAAUAUAUUUUCCCAUGUUUCAACGGUUUUAUAUUGAUUUGUUAUUCUUCGUUAGUGUUUUUCAGAGUGGUCUUUGAUAUGCAGUUACUCGUUGCGAUAUGCUGUAUAUAUUGUAAACAAUGUAUAAUAACGAAUUCACAGUGAUACACUACUUCAUUGAUUGUCAGUAGUUCAAAAUAAUCCGUAUUAAAAGUAGAAAGAUUCACUUUUUAUUUGUAUGGGAUGCAAAUCCAAAGAUGCCAUAAACUUAAUGAUUAGUUUCUACCGUCGUCCUUACAUGGUAUUUCCAUCAAACUUGUGUAUGUUUGUUGUGUCAGUCUGUCGUUUGUGAGAUACUUCAUUCAAUUAUCAGACUCCACCAGCUCCAUCUAUGAUAUAAUUAAGUCAACUAAAUUGUUAUAUUUUCAUGAUGAAGUAAUUGAAGGUAUUGUGUAGUGUGAUAAUGUUAAGAUGCUUUAUUAAGGUGAAUAAUAAUACACUGAACACUUAGUCUAGAUUUUGAGAAAUAGAUUGAAAAAGUCCAAUCCUGAAGUGCGCCCAUUGCUCUUCAAGUUUCACCGAUUGUAUGGUAUUUUUUGAAGAACAUAAUGGGCAAACGUUAAUGAUUGAUCUAACUACGAAUGCUAUUGAUUGUACGACUGAUUCUGGCAGUAUCUCGAAAGUCUACGUUAAACUUGUGAUUUUGUAUGUGUACUGAAUCAAAUCGUAUCGUUUGUAGAAGUUUACUCCUUAGUUAGAAUUCAACUGUGUUCACUUGAUUUUUUUCCUAGCAACAUCUAGUAUUUUUAAAAAGAAUAUAUUACUUAGUUAUACUAUCAGAAAAGUCUAAUAUAUUCUAAGUAAGUGCAACGAUGUCCACGGACUCAAACCAUUUAAACUCUGCCCUGGGAGUAGAAAGAAUAAUUAUGACAUCUCAUGAUGAAAGCCGAGUUCCUUCGGAAGUUAUGAGGCCGAUGCACCUUCUUACAACCAGAGCGACAAUUUUUAUAGGUAAAUGGAAUGUCCGAACAAUGUGGGAGACCGGAAGAGUCUUCCAAAUUGCUGCAGAAAUGAGAAAAUACAACCUGGAGCUGCUUGGAAUCAGUGAAACACAUUGGACGCAGGUUGGACAACAACGACUGUCCUCAGGAGAACUUCUGUUAUACUCCGGUCAUGAAGAAGAAAAUGCCCCACAUACACAAGGAGUUGCAUUGAUGCUGUCCAGAAAAGCACAAAAUGCACUUAUAGUAUGGGAAUCUCAUGGACCAAGGAUCAUCAAAGCCUCCUUCAAAACAAAGAGAUAGGGCAUUACAAUGAACGUCAUCCAAUGCUAUGCGCCUACCAACGACUACGAUGAAGACACUAAAGACCAAUUCUACGAUAGGCUGCAGUCGAUCUUCGAGAAGUGCCCAACCAAGGACCUGACCAUUCUGAUGGGAGAUCUCAAUGCUAAGGUUGGAAUGGACAACACUGGAUACGAAGACGUCAUGGGACAACAUGGACUGGGAGAAAGGAACGAAAAUGGUGAGAGAUUUGCAAACCUAUGUGCCUUCAAUAAACUGGUCAUAGGUGGCACCAUAUUCCCACACAAAGACAUACACAAAGCCACUUGGAUUUCACCGGAUCACACUACACAGAAUCAAAUCGACCAUAUCUGCAUCAACAAAAAGUUCAGGGGGACGAUGGAGGAUGUGAGAACCAGAAGAGGAGCUGACAUAGCAUCCGAUCAUCAUUUGCUGGUCGCC